AAGUAACGCAAGUGCAUGAUUCAGGGGAAUUUCGCUCCCUGCUGUAGAGCGUUAAAGGCGGAAUGUGCAAAUCGAUGAUUACGAUCUUGGGCGCACAUGGAGAGUCUUUAGGCGUGCGCCGAGUGUAGCUCUUGAUUUGUCCACAUCAUACUGAUUUCUGACCUCUCUCUCACUUUUAGCCCACCUCAAUCCGUCAAGAUGGCCACAAAAGAGGAGAGAGUCGACAUCCACCGCAGGUUCAGAGUGGAGUGGGAGAAGAACUGGUGGGCUCGCUAUGCCUUGUCGCUGCGCAAGCGUGAUGGAACGUUGGAGGAUCACGCCGAGGAGGACCUUUGUGCUUGGCAAAACCGAGACUGGGAUGAAUGCAACAGGUUUACCAUCCUUGAACGCCUGUACCUCAUGCCAGAAUCCGAGCGAGAGGCCACGAACCAACUCUGCGGCCGUGUCGAUGGAAAUGUCUUGAUCGAACAUACCAUGGGCGUGCGCUGGGCUGAAUCACGCGCACAAAAGCGCGACCAUAAGGAUUUGGAUACAUUCUUCCCCACCGAAGAGUACAGACAAUUGGCAAAGCUCCCCAAGUUUCCGUACGGGUGCUGUUUUUACUCAUCCCCAGGUUGACUUCAAGGAGGAGUCUCAUCCCCAGGUUGACCCUAAGGAGGAGUAACUUCAUUUUGAAGGAUUCUGCCAGAUGGGUCGGUGC
Neurospora tetraspora is the source of this 700-nucleotide messenger RNA. RefSeq lists its product as uncharacterized. The record is from RefSeq and is a predicted model, not a curated record. Lineage: Eukaryota; Fungi; Ascomycota; Sordariomycetes; Sordariales; Sordariaceae. The coding region runs from base 199 to 618 and encodes 139 amino acids. The transcript has 3 exons.